AUCCGCAUAUGGCGAAAAUUGUUUAUGACGUCGAAGAUAUGGCUUGUGGUGGGACGUUGAUUGAUAAACGUUUCGUUCUUACUGCGGCGCAUUGCAUAAUAACGAGGGACAUGAAACCUAUAAAAGUUAUUUUGGGUGUUACUGACUUCAAUGAUACAGAGCAAUGGCAAGGCCGACUGGAGAUAGAUAUCAAAGCAACCUACGUGCCACAGAACUAUUCGAGUUUUUCUCAUUACUUCGACAUUGGAUUAAUUGAAUUGGCCAGUGAUGCCGUUUUUAGUGUUAAGGUUUAUCCAAUAUGCCUGCAUACUGAUCCAACUGAUUUGCCCGAAAACACGGAAAUAAUUGUGACUGGUUGGGGACGCACCGAAAGUAACAGUCUAUCAAAACACUUAAUGGCGGCCAAAAUGAAUCUGAUACCGCUGCCAGAAUGCAACGCAAAAUUAGAAUAUUACAUUGAUCGUCGCUUACGUCAUGGUAUUGAUGAGACACAGCUGUGUGCUCUGGCACCAGGGAAAGAUGCCUGUUGGGGCGACUCUGGUGGGCCACUGCAGAUAAUUAACGAUAAAGCCUACACAGUGGUGGGUGUAGUUUCAUUGGGCGGAGGUUGUGGAAAAAAUGUACCGGGUAUUUAUACCAGUGUGCCAAAAUUUUUGGAUUUUAUUGAAAGUAUUGUAUGGCCUGAAGGAUGAUGGAUGAUAAACGAGCUGACCUGACCCUAAAUUAGAAAUAAAAUUUUAUUAAAAAUUAUAAGGAAAUGUUUUUCACUUAAGAGAUUGCCGUCAGUGCGAAGCUGUGACUGCCGGCAAAAAUCGAAAAAUUUGUUAUUUUGUAUAUAAUCGAAUUUAUUGUCAUUUAAAAAGAAAUGUAUUAAAUAUUAAAAUUCUGUUA
Messenger RNA from Anastrepha obliqua, 891 nucleotides. RefSeq names its product serine protease Hayan-like. Lineage: Eukaryota; Metazoa; Arthropoda; Insecta; Diptera; Tephritidae. The transcript is spliced from 3 exons. Bases 9 to 692 code for a protein of 227 amino acids. The record is from RefSeq and is a predicted model, not a curated record. Gene Ontology annotation, biological process: proteolysis. Gene Ontology annotation, molecular function: serine-type endopeptidase activity.